Messenger RNA from Pseudogymnoascus destructans, 909 nucleotides. RefSeq lists its product as uncharacterized. Gene Ontology annotation, cellular component: cytoskeleton. The transcript has 2 exons. The record is from RefSeq and is a predicted model, not a curated record. The coding region runs from base 1 to 861 and encodes 286 amino acids. Gene Ontology annotation, molecular function: actin filament binding. NCBI's taxonomy places the organism in Eukaryota, Fungi, Ascomycota, Leotiomycetes, Thelebolales, Thelebolaceae.
AUGUCUCCUCCAUCCGCGACCGGUUUCGAUACCACCACAAUAGCAUUGCAAGACCAAAGCGGAGUCGACACCGCGGUUAUAGGCUCUAAAUUCCCCACCCCCCGCAAGUUCGACGACAAAUUCAAAGAGCGCGAAUACCUCAAAGGCCGCCUCAUCCUCGCCUACCGCAUCUUCGCCAAACUCGGCUACGAUGAAGGCGUAGCCGGCCACAUCACCCUUCGCGACCCCGUAGAGCCGACCUCCUUCUGGGUCAACCCCUUCGGCGUCGCCUGGCCGCUCCUCAAAGCCUCAGACCUCAUCCUCGUCAACGCGGCCGGCGAGAUCGUCGAAGGCGGCCCCGUCCGCCUCCUCAACAAAGCAGCCUACAUGAUCCACCACGCGGUCCACACCGCGCGCCCCGAGGUAAACUGCGUCGCGCACUCGCACUCCAUCUACGGGCGCACCUUCUGCGCGCUCGGCCGCGAACUCGACAUCAUCACCCAGGACGCAUGCGCCUUCUACAACGACCACGCGCUGUACGACUCGUUCAAAGGUGUGGUGCUCGGUGAGGAGGAGGGGCAGGAGAUCGCUGCUGCGCUGGGGGGGAAGAAGGCGGCGCUGCUGCGGAAUCAUGGGCUGUUAACUUGUGGGAUGAGUAUUGAGUCGACGGUGUUCUGGUUUACGUCGCUGGAGAGGUGUUGUCAUGCGCAGCUGAUGGCGGAUGCGGCGGCGGGGGGAAGGGGGGGGGUGACGGUCAAGGUUAAUGAUAAGGAGGCGGAGUUUACGGGGAAGGCGAUUGGGACUGAGACUGCUGGGUGGUUUAGUGCGUUGCCGGCUUUUGCUGUUAUGGAGAAGGAGGUGGAGGAGGGUUAUGAUAAAUAGUCAUUCUAGGAAACGUACAAUCAAAUAUUCUCCAUGAUAAGAUUUAAG